CGCGCCUCCGCGCUCGCCUGGCCGCGCUCGAGGGGGACGCGGCGCCGUCGCUCGUGGACGCGCUGCUGGAGCAGGUGGCGCGCUUCCGGGAGCAGCUGCGGCGGCAGGAGGGCGGCGCCGCCCAGGCCCAGCUGCGCCAGAUUGUUUCGAGCCACUGAUGAGGGGAACUUGGUCUGGCUCAGGCCCUCUUUACAGGGUGUGGGAGGUGAGCGAGGACCCGAAGCAGAGGCUGGAUCUUUCUGCCACCUUCUGGGGGAUGCUUGGACUUGUCCCUGGGAGAUCUCUGAAGCAGUUUCUUCAUGGGUGGAUGGUUGAGCCUUCCUCGCCUCCCUCACCUCACUCAGACUGUAUGUUGGAAGGAAGUUGAGAGACUUACUGAGCAACUAGAAGAAAAAGAGAGGGAGUUGCAGCAGCUGAUGAACCAGCCGCAGCACGCCCGGGAGAAGGAACUCAUGCUGCUGCGCAGGAGCGUGGUGGAGAAGGAACAGGCCCGGGCUGCCAGCCAUGUACUAUGCCACUCCUUGGCCGACGAGACCCACCAGUUACGCAGGACGCUGGCCGCCACUGCCCACAUGUGUCAGCAUCUGGCCAAGUGUCUGGAUGAACGGCACACACAGGGGGAUGUGGGGGAGAAGCUCCCCAAGGAGCCAGGGCAUACGGAUGGGGACACCUCUGGCCAGGCUACUGUUGAGAAGUUACAGGAAGAAAAUCGGUUGUUGAAACAGAAAGUGACUCAUGUGGAAGACCUCAAUGCCAAGUGGCAGCGCUACGAUGCCAGCAGGGACGAGUACGUGAGGGGACUCCAUGUGCAGCUGAGGGGGCUGCAGGCACCCCAGGAGUCCGAGAUGAUGAGGAAGGAAAUCUCCCGGCUCAACAGGCAGUUGGAGGAGAAGAUAAAUGACUGUGCAGAGGUGAAGCAGGAGCUGGCAGCUGCCAGGAUGGCCCGGGACUCCGCCCUGGAGCGAGUGCAGAUGCUGGAGCAGCAGCUUCUUGCUUACAAGGAUGACUUCACUUCAGAGAGGGCAGAUCGGGAACGAGCUCAAAGCAGGAUUCAGGAGCUGGAGGAGAAGGUCACCUCCUUGCUGUACCAGGCUUCCCAGAGACAGGACUCCCAGGAGCCAGGCCCCUGCCGGAUUCGUACUAGGAGCAGAACUGCCAAGUACUUAGAAACCGAUGCGCUGGAGCUUGAGGCACCUGGUGACUGGAGGCCUGGACCUGGGUCCACACAGCUGGAGCCCCCUACAGAGGACGUGUGCCUCAGCACUCUUCAGAGAGGGCAGGGCGACCUUCAGUGCCCUCGCUGCCUGUGCUGCUUCAGCGAUGGGCAGGGUGAAGAAUUCCUCAGGCACGUGUCCGAGUGCUGUCAGUGAACCAGGGCUUCAUGUGCCCCUGUGGCCUCCGCCCAGCACAGCUGCCCUGGAGGACAUGGGGGUGCUUUUUGACAUGGCGGGUUGAACUCUACUGAGACAUAGGGCAUCCAGCAUGGGGGAGGAACACUCUUUAAGAGUUCUCUUUGGUCCCCUUUAGGCCACAGCUUAGACUGGGUCCACUGAGCUGCCAGCAGAGCUGGAGACAGACGGGGUCAGGAGCAUCUGGCAGUGGGGGAGUCUUGCCAAGCUGCCCAGCCUUCUGGUGCAGGGACACCUAGAGGCCAGGAGCCUUGCAGCUUAGGAUGCUGCUGCUUGCCAGAGCGGGUAGCUGCCUGUGGGAGGCCAGAGUGCUGUCCCCAGGAUGGAAGGCUCAUCCUGAACCACAGAACAAGGUGCCCCUCACUGCCCAGCCCUGUGCAGCACAUACGGUCCCCCUAGGGACUCUUCUGAACCAGCGAAGCCGCGGCCCCACACAGAGCACCACUGCAUUGCAGCAACAUUUAUCAUGCAUCCAGAAGUUAAAGUACAUUUACUUUAUGUUCACUUAUUUUCAUAAUAAAUGUACUCACUGCUGUGA
Molecule: messenger RNA, 1947 nt
Organism: Sciurus carolinensis (gray squirrel)
Lineage: Eukaryota; Metazoa; Chordata; Mammalia; Rodentia; Sciuridae
Gene: Tnip2
Product: TNFAIP3 interacting protein 2
Exons: 8
Coding region: 300-1370 (356 amino acids)
Biological process (GO): regulation of transcription by RNA polymerase II; cellular response to lipopolysaccharide
Molecular function (GO): K63-linked polyubiquitin modification-dependent protein binding
Source: RefSeq, a predicted model, not a curated record